CUAUGCAAAGCAGAACAAAAAAAUCUCCAGGACGAAGGACGGAUGAUGAGAAGAAAGUAUCUAGGAAGGUUUGGACACAACAAGAUGGAGUUGCGAGAAAAGUGAGAAAGUAUACACGAGUAGGACCUGAUACUAGAUGUUUAAACUGUUCAACGUACAGUACAACACUAUGGAGAAGAGAUUCAGAAGGAAAUCCACUCUGUAAUCCCUGUGGGCUUCAUAGAAAGUUGCAUGGAGAGGAUCGUCCCAUACACCUGAGAAAAGAAAAAAUACGGCAGAGACAGAAAAAGAGAAAUUUGGAAAAAGAAAGUCCCAUCACCGAUACGGAAAACAGUUUAACUGGACCUUAUUCAGUUAUUAUAUCUAAUCCAACCUACUCUACUAGUACACAGGACUCUACUUCUACCCAUCUAUCAAGCUUCUCUAGUCCUCAGCAGUCCUACCUAAUCAGUCCAACCCCCCUGGACUUCAUAAACCCGACCCAACAGCAGUUCUCCAUCUUAUCCAGUUCGAACCCAACCUUUACAAUACCUGUCUCGACCUAUACUAAUCCUUACGAGCAGUCAAGAACCCACUGGCAUGAAUAUAAUCAAGAUCAGAGUAUGUGUGAGCUAAAACUUUAUUCAGUUCCAGAAACGCACGAUCAUAGUUCUUCGUUUAGUAAGCAAAGAUCGAAUUCAAGCAUGCCCUUGGACUCUGGUUUUAAUUUAGACUAAAAUUAAUAUUUUACUCUCAGAGAAAAAUGUAAAACUCAUGAAAAAUUUUCUAAUCUCUAUAUCUUUGUAACCC
This is a messenger RNA of Eurytemora carolleeae, 789 nucleotides long. Its product is annotated as transcription factor GATA-4. The record is from RefSeq and is a predicted model, not a curated record. Gene Ontology annotation, molecular function: RNA polymerase II cis-regulatory region sequence-specific DNA binding; zinc ion binding; DNA-binding transcription factor activity, RNA polymerase II-specific. Gene Ontology annotation, biological process: negative regulation of transcription by RNA polymerase II; positive regulation of transcription by RNA polymerase II; cell fate commitment. Bases 3 to 716 code for a protein of 237 amino acids. Lineage: Eukaryota; Metazoa; Arthropoda; Copepoda; Calanoida; Temoridae. The transcript is spliced from 6 exons.